AUGAGUAUCGAAAGUGUGGACGGUCCAGGGCCGAGUCAGAGGAUCACGCACAAUGACGACUUGGAAAUGGUCUACUCCAGGCCCAGCGAGCAGGAGCUUUGCAACCCUGGCUCAUGCAACUUGGCCAACCAUGCUCUACGGCCGGAUCACCGCAAAUAUGGGCGCAGAGAGGGCAGUAACUCCUCAAACAUGUCCUCCCUGCCGCAAAACAUGAAAUCCAAGACGGCUCUGCAAUUUGGGCCAUGUCAGGCUUGUGGCUGUGACAUGGGACGGUUGCUGCAGCUGGCUGAAAGAAUUUUGCAGUUUGAUCUUCCCGGAGGUAUACCAUGGGAAGAUCACCUGGCCAGUGCUGCGGUACUGACUGCCCAUCAGAAGUCUGCAGCGAUGCGCAAGAUAAGUCAGUGGGCACUACGAGACUACGUGAUAAAGUUGAUGUUCCCGUCACUUGGGGCACUAGACAAGGACAUGCGGGAAGCUGCGAUCUCGUCUGAAAGGACACCUCGCCUGCGCGGUGGGUCCAUGCAGGAGAUGACCGUCACGCCACACCAGCAUGGUACCGGUACCGGGGACGAGCAUUUGAACAUGGAUCUGCUGGGUCUUAGAAGUAGAGACCAUCAGACAUGGGCGGGAAACCCGGUCAGGCCAAGGGAAAGAAUACGCGGUCAGCUACGCAAGCCCUGGACAGAUUCCGACGAGCGAUAUCUCAGACUGUCUAUGAGAAGAAAAAUCGGUUGGGCUCAAAUCGCACAACAGUUGAACCGCACUCCAGGUGCUGUCGAGCAGCAUUGGAGAUUGAUCAAUCAUGAUGACAAGACGCGCCGGCGCAGGUCCCGGGCUACGGCAACAUCUGCCUGA
Messenger RNA from Neoarthrinium moseri, 855 nucleotides. RefSeq lists its product as uncharacterized. Bases 1 to 855 code for a protein of 284 amino acids. NCBI's taxonomy places the organism in Eukaryota, Fungi, Ascomycota, Sordariomycetes, Amphisphaeriales, Apiosporaceae. The transcript has a single exon. The record is from RefSeq and is a predicted model, not a curated record.